This is a messenger RNA of Trichogramma pretiosum, 1678 nucleotides long. Its product is annotated as zinc finger Ran-binding domain-containing protein 2-like. Gene Ontology annotation, molecular function: lipopolysaccharide binding; RNA binding. The record is from RefSeq and is a predicted model, not a curated record. Bases 103 to 957 code for a protein of 284 amino acids. NCBI's taxonomy places the organism in Eukaryota, Metazoa, Arthropoda, Insecta, Hymenoptera, Trichogrammatidae. The transcript is spliced from 7 exons. Gene Ontology annotation, biological process: RNA processing.
CAAUUGCAAAUCACCAAGCAGAGCGUGGACGCUAAGUAUUACAUAUGCAGCAGACGUCUUUAUUUGUUUAAAAAGAAGCUUCGUAAACAAUCAGCACACAAAAUGACUGACAAAAGGUCUAAAAGGCUGUCAACCGAGCUUGACGUAGGGAAGUCAGACGAGGAGCGUUCUAGCAAGGAUAAAGAUUACGGCGACUGGAUAUGCAUCGAUACCGAUUGUGGUAAUGUAAACUUUGCAAAACGUUUAUCCUGCAAUCGUUGUGGCAAAGAACGAGGAGAAUGUCCAAAAAAAAAGAAGCUUGGUCAAGAAAUUGGUAAAGCUGCAGCUGAAAAAAGUAGAGGAUUAUUUAGUGCUGAUGAUUGGCAAUGUAACAAAUGUGGUAAUGUUAAUUGGGCCCGUCGCCAGCAAUGUAACAUGUGCAAUGCUCCUAAAUUUGGUGAUGUUGAAGAGAGAACUGGGUAUGGUGGUGGUUAUAAUGAUAGAGGUGUUGUUGAAUAUAAAGAACGAAGAGCUGAUGAUGAUGAUGAAUAUGAUGAGUUUGGUAGAAGAAAAAAGAAGCGAAAAACUGAAAAUCGUUCUGACGAUGAUUCGAAAGACUCAUUUAAAUAUAGCAGUUCACCGAGAACUAAAUUAAGAAAUACUGAUCAAAAAAGUGAUGAGUUGAAUAAAGAGGAUGUCGGAGUUCAUAAAAAUAAAUCAAAAAACACAGAGAAAAAUUUCAAACAUGAAGAUGAUAAAAGUGAAGAAAAUGUAGAGGAUGAAGGAGAUGAAGAAGAUGAAGAAGAUGAUGGAAGUGAUGAAGAUCUAUCUAAGUAUGAUUUGAGUGAAUGGGAUGAUCUUGCUGCUAAUAAAAGGUAUGUAUAUCUUAUUAAAUUUUUAACAAACGUUUUAAUUGAAAAAAUUAUUCCAAUAUGCUUUAGCUCCAAUGGAACAUCUGAAAAUUCACAGCCAAGAUGAAAUUAAUAAUUGGUAGUUAAUAUACAUUGAUUAUAAAAUUAAUGGAGGAAUAAUUACAGUAGCAAUCAUCUGGACUAACUAAAGCAAUCAUUUUAACUCUUCUGCAUUAUUAUAUAAUGUCAAUUUCAAUAUAUAAUAUUAGAUACUGCAUUGAAGUAAUUAGUUAAUUAGAAAUUUGCACUACGUUCAUCAAUUCAUUUAAGUUUGCAAAUUAUAAUUAAAUAGGUAAUUCAUGAUUCUAUUAGCAAUACAUGGAAUUUGCACUUACACAAAGUUUUAUUUGAUAAACUUUUUGAAUACAGUCUACCUAAAAUUGUUGAAUCCAUGGUUUGUGCAAAAUUGCUGUAGUUGAUAAUAUCAAAUUCAAGUCAUCCACAAAUAUGAAGCACAAUACAUUAUAUUUAAAUGAAAUAAAUACAAGUGUGUUUCAACAAUUUAUGUUUUGUAAAUAUCUUUAUUUUAGUUUUAAUAAAAAUCAUUCAUCAACAAGUAAUUGUUCUUAUACAAUAAUAUUUUCUUAAUAUUAAUUUACACGCUAUAUGAAUAAUGUGUACAUUCCGUUGUUUUUCGUAGGAAUAUUUGAUUGUGUAGUCAAAAAGAGAUUUAACCGUAUGUAACGAAACUUUUUGUGAUUGUGAGAAAAUUGGUCAUUUAAAAAAUGAUCCCUUCAAAUCUCAAAAGAGUAUAAAAAAGUAACGAGAGGAUUUCGUUAAAAAUUUUA